AUGGAAGAGAAACGGACGAGUGAGACGGAGAAAGGAAGAGAAACGGACAAGCGAGACGGAGAAAAGCAGAGAAACGGACAAGCGAGAUGGAGAAAGGGAGAGAAACGGACGAGCGAGACAGAGAAAGAGGCAAACAAAGUGAGACAAACGUACGAGCGAGAUGGAGAAAGGGAGAGAAACAAACGAGCGAGGCGGAGAAAGGGAGAGAAACGGACGAGUGAGAUGGAGAAAGGGAGAGAAAUGGACGAGCAAGACGGAGAAAGGGAGAGAAACGGACGAGCGAGACAGAGAAAGGGAGAAAAACAGACGAGUGAGAUGGAGAAAGGGAGAGAGACGGACGUGCGAGGCGGAGAAAGGGAGAGAAAGUGA
Messenger RNA from Paramisgurnus dabryanus, 369 nucleotides. The record is from RefSeq and is a predicted model, not a curated record. Lineage: Eukaryota; Metazoa; Chordata; Actinopteri; Cypriniformes; Cobitidae.